AUGGGAUCCCGCACUUCAACCUCCGAGACUCUGGCAUUUGAGGCAUGUGCCGACCUUACAAACGAGAUUUUGGCUGCUCGCAAUGUCAAUCUUCAGUUUACAGGUCGUCAGCUACAACGUGAAUUCGUUGGGCAGAGUUUCCAAGCCAUGAUACGCUCGCUAGAGGCUAAAUAUGGCGUCUCAAGCAACACCUCCGAUGCUGAACUUGAGCACUACGCCAGCCUGGAAGACGAUUGUGUCAUCGCCAAGCUCUUGGAGAAACUUCAGCCAUGUGAGGGAGUCAAUGACGAGCUGGAGCGAUUGGCAGCAGCUGGUCGUUAUCGGCUUGCUGUCGUGUCCUCGUCCGCACUGCGUCGUGUGCGUGCGUCGCUGGAGAAGGCUGGACAGGCCAGUUUCUUCAACCCUAACGACGUCUUCAGCGCUACUGACUCGUUGCCUGUUCCUACGUCCAAGCCUGACCCGGCCGUGUACCUGCACGCCCUGAAGACUACGGGCAAGGUUGCCAGCGAGUGCAUCGCGGUCGAGGACAGCCGGUCUGGUGCGACUUCCGCGAACCGGGCAGGUAUCAUCACGAUUGGGUACACUGGUGCUUGCGAGAAUGUUGAGGAGGCGGAUGCAUUGCGUGUGGUGCUGGAGAAAGCUGGAUGUAAGCUGAUUAUGAGCAACUGGGUCGAGUUUCCCAGUUUGCUGCGCAAAAUCGAGGACGAGUUGAUCUGA
This is a messenger RNA of Colletotrichum orchidophilum, 717 nucleotides long. RefSeq lists its product as uncharacterized. Gene Ontology annotation, molecular function: hydrolase activity. The record is from RefSeq and is a predicted model, not a curated record. NCBI's taxonomy places the organism in Eukaryota, Fungi, Ascomycota, Sordariomycetes, Glomerellales, Glomerellaceae. The transcript has 3 exons. The coding region runs from base 1 to 717 and encodes 238 amino acids.